Molecule: messenger RNA, 1041 nt
Organism: Trichoderma gamsii
Lineage: Eukaryota; Fungi; Ascomycota; Sordariomycetes; Hypocreales; Hypocreaceae
Exons: 1
Coding region: 1-1041 (346 amino acids)
Source: RefSeq, a predicted model, not a curated record
AUGCCUCCGAUUCCGCAAAGCAUUCUCCGCGCCGAGGAGCAGUUACUUCGCAUCGAGCUUCGACGGCCCUUUGAACUGGAGGGAAAGGAGUAUUUCCUAUGGAAGGUUCGCUCAGAGCGAGAGGGAAUCCACCGCAGCCAGAUCUACGUGGCCGCCGUGAUGCUCACCUACUCGCCAUCAAUCCUAUCUAUCGAUAAUCUACCACGGAUGGACGUUGAUGACUUCCACGACACAUGCAACAAAUCGUUCUCGUUGUACAUUCCUCGAUACAGAAAAUGGAGUUUGCUCUUUACGGCUCUUCACAACUACAUCUACCGACGAUGGUUCCAACCGUACCAAAGCGAGAUCGAACACCAGCGUUUCCUCUGCAAGUUUAUCGCUCCUCGCGACUUGCCCAAAAAUGGGCGGAUUACGCCAGUAUCGAUCCAGGGCAUACUCUGGCUACAUGAAGCCAUGUGCGACGAGGUUGAAUCACGCCGUCACCACUACGAAAACCUGUACCGUCGCUACAGCGAACCGUAUGCAUUACUGACGGAACUCCCUGCGCGACCCAAUCUUUACGUUCUGCAGCCGUUGUUCAAAGCACUGCUGAUGAUAUGCUGCUCUAAAGAGUAUGGCGGAGAAGACUCGACUCAAGUUGGAAAACUCCCAGUCUACCUGGUCCGAACCCGCUUCGAAGAUGAGCUCAGCGAACCCAUAUCCUUCUUACCCAUCGCAGCCAAGAUAGAUUGCUACCUGGGGGCCGGUCAAGGAACAGUUAGGACAUCGCUCGAAACGGCCAUAGACUUUGUUAUGGACUUGGAGAAGAGAGAGAGAGAUGCUUUUGGUCUUCAUCCCGACCCGUGGAGGCCCGACACUUGGACAAUGAAUUGGUUUCAAACGCCGCUGGGGGCUGGACGGUUGGUUGGGCCAAGUUCGUGGCUCGUAAACCCUGAGAGCGGAAUGAGUUGGGACGGUGAUGGUUAUGAUGUUGAUCGUAUGUUGAAGGCUCUAGAGAAGCAGGAGUUGGAAAACAAGGGCAUCUCCACUGAUGUUGUUUGA